AUGACUGAACAUAAUCGAGAUUUAUCUUUUACAACUUUAUCCUCAAUCGAUUCAAUUGAUAUUCCAUUAAAAACUACUGAUUUUGAUUUAUCAUUAGAAUCAUAUCGAAAUUUAUUUAAUAAAGAUAAACAUAAUUUUACUGCCAGUUCUGAAAUAUCUUUUGAAAAUCAUCAUAAUGAAAAUCCAUUAUUAGAUAAUCAUAAUCGAACAUUUACUAAAGAAAUUUCCAAGACACUUGUUAAUGCAUUUACAGGAAAACCUAUUAGUCCUAAUCCUUGGAGAAAAUUAUGUACAAAAAAUAUUCAACAACAUAUUGAAACAGAUAUACCUAUACCAAUUGAAAUAUUUUCACCUAAUCCACGAUUAAAUAAAGAAAAAAUUAUUCCACAAGAUCAAUCGAAUAAUGGAAUAAAAACACGUCAAAGACGAAGAGAUACGAUUAAUAAUCAAUCUUUCACAGACAGUAGCAAUGAUGAUGAGCAAUCAUUUGAACAAGUUGUACAAGAACAUGAAACUUCGAUUAUAGUAAAACAUCAAGUAAAUACACCAGUUCAACGACGAAGAAAAAAAAGAAAUAGUUUAAAGAAUGUAAUUGAUAAAUCUUCUUCUUCUUCUCCCAAUGAAAAUAUUAAAAUAGAUAUUCUACCGAAAACAAAUCAAUUAAUUCCAAAUGAUCCAUUAUGGCAACGACUUGCUGAUGUUUAUACAUCGGAAUCUUCUGAUGAAAAUAAUCAUUUAUUAUUAUCAAAUAUGAAUUAUACAGCUCGUUUAAAAUCUGAAAUCUAUACAUCAGAUCAGUCAUCGAGUUCAUCAAGAUCUUCUACAAAAACUGAUGCUCGAUCAUCGAUAAUAAAUGAUGAUAGAACAACUUCAUAUAAUUUUCUUGAAUCACUUGCUGAACGUAUUCCAUUUGCAGAUAAACAUCUAGAUGCACAAUCAUAUUUUAUUCAAUCAGGAUUUAAACUUAAAGAAAAACGACAAGAAUUAGCUAAUAAACUUUUAUUUUUAUUUAAUCAAGAUGUUUUUUCUUCGAAAUUAACAGAUAAAGUUAGUGUUAUUUGGAGUAGUCGUUUAACCGCAACAGCAGGUCAUUGUACAACUCGAAAAUCAACAUAUACUGCUGUUAUAACACUUUCACAUAAAGUUUGUGAUUCACCUGAACGUUGUCGUGAUACACUUUUGCAUGAAAUGUGUCAUUCAGCUGUGACUUUAAUUGAUGGUGUUAUGGAACAUGGUCAUGGACCUCGAUGGCGACAAUGGACUCAUAUUGCUCAACAAUCUUAUCCAUAUUUACCUCCAAUAUCAAUUAGACAUACAUAUGAUGUAAAUUAUAAAUAUAUUUAUCGAUGUAUUCAAUGUCAACAUGAAGUUUCUAGACAUUCAAAAUCACUUAAUCUAGAAGUUGAUUUUUGUGGAAAAUGUAUGGGAAAAUUUGAUUUAAUUUUAAAUAGUAAUUUCGAAGAUAAACAAACGCCACGGAAAACAAUUAAUAAAUAUAAUUUAUAUGUCAAAGAAAAUUUUCAAAUAAUAAAACAAGCUAAUCCUCAUUUAUCUACACCACAAUUAAUGAAACAAUUAAGUCAAGAAUAUAAAAAGCAGAAGCAACAACAAAUUGCAACAGAUUUACCGGAUUUAAAUCAAUUAAAAAUUUAA
Messenger RNA from Adineta steineri, 1653 nucleotides. Lineage: Eukaryota; Metazoa; Rotifera; Eurotatoria; Adinetida; Adinetidae. The record is from the annotation of a GenBank genome assembly.